AUGUCGUUCAACAUCACCUGGGACUCAUUUGAGAAGGAUUCUUUGAAAUCUUGGUGCAAACAGAUACUACAUGAUUCUCUAAAUAAUUCAAACAAGAGACCAAGUAUAUUGGCUUCAAAUAUCAUAAUACAAGACUUGAAUUUUGGUAAAAUAUCGCCCAAUUUUGAAAUUCUAGAAAUUGGUGAUUUAGCUUCUGAUAGGUUUAGAGGUAUAUUCAAAAUUAAAUAUAAUGGCGAUGCUCAUAUCACUUUAUUUACAAAUAUUCAGGCAAAUCCUAUAAAUAUUUAUUGGAAAAACACUGUUAAUAAUUUGCUUAACAACAACCCCGAAUUCAAUAUUUUGCCAGAAUUAGGUUCUAUAUCUCAAAAUUUAUCCAUUCCUGUUAAUUUGAAAUUAUCAAAGAUUAAAAUAUCUGCAAUUAUUGUAAUAGUAUUCAGUAAAUCAAAGGGUUUAACACUAGUUUUUAAAAACGAUCCUUUAGAAAAUAUAGAAGUUAGCUCAACUUUUGAUACUGUGCCUGCUAUAAGAAAUUUUCUACAGAAACAAAUUGAAAAGAAGAUUAGAGAUUUAUUUAGAGAAAUUUUGCCUGGAGUAUUAUACCAAUAUUCUCAAAAAUAUGUAGCAAAUCAACUUCAUCCUCAAUUGUUAAAUCAAAAAAGACAAUCUAAAUUUAAUAAUUAUAAUAACAAUAUCGCUGCCACUACAACUGCAACUACUAAUACUAUUACUAUUACUAAUAAUAAUAAUAAUAAUGAAAACGAAAACGAUAAUGAAAAUGGAAGUGAAGUUAAAAAAAUUACAAUAGCUGACAUAAAUCCAGAUGGGCCAGAUUUAUCUCCUGCCAACAUGUUAAGAUUAUCGACUUUAUCUUCUUCAAGACAAACACUAUCUUUAGAUGUUUUCAAAAUUGAUGAUUUUGUUCAAAGAUCUUCAAUAGAGUUUUUCAAUCUAUAUGAUAAUCAAUUGACUCAAUAUUUAAAUAUAAAUUCUUUAAAUUUACCAUUUUCACAAGACUAUGACUCAAAUAAAAUAUCCAAAUACUUAAAUAACAUAUCAAACUUCCAAAUUAAUAAUUAUAAAAAAUCAAAUGGAAAUAAUAGUAAUCAAAAACCAAGGAGAAGAGUUAUACACAUAAACAAGAAAAAGAACAAAACCAAAAACAAAGACAAAAAUAAACCAAUAGAAAAUGAUAUUUUAAUUAGUAAUCAAAAUAAUCAAAAUAAUCAAAAUACUAAUAACAAUAAUAUCAUUAAUAAUAAUUUAAAUAUACACCAAGAGCCAAAGAUUCAACCAAAUAAUACAUCAAAUAAUACAUCAAAUAAUACAUCAAUACCUGAAUCAAAAGCACCCUCGCCUUUGGCUGUGUUUAUUCAAAAUUCAAAGCAAGAUGAUCACCCCAUUCCCACUUAUGAAGAAUCUACGCUUAUUGGCUCGGAAAUAUCUUCAGCAUAUAACUACGAUACAAAAUCUGAAAGAGAUUACUACGAUGAAAAGGCACUAAUUAAGAGUCCUCCUCCUUUAUAUCACUCACAACCUUCGAGAAGAAACCAAUCUCCUCCUUCUCGUAAUAACCACCGCAGUUUCGAGAUACGGAUAAGACCUUCGUUAUACACUUAUUCUUCAGUUUUAUCUCUUUCAUUAGGAGUUUGA
Ascoidea rubescens DSM 1968 is the source of this 1650-nucleotide messenger RNA. RefSeq names its product ERMES complex subunit MDM34 (gene MDM34). The coding region runs from base 1 to 1650 and encodes 549 amino acids. The transcript has a single exon. The record is from RefSeq and is a predicted model, not a curated record. Gene Ontology annotation, molecular function: lipid binding. Lineage: Eukaryota; Fungi; Ascomycota; Saccharomycetes; Ascoideales; Ascoideaceae. Gene Ontology annotation, cellular component: ERMES complex. Gene Ontology annotation, biological process: mitochondrion organization; phospholipid transport.